Molecule: messenger RNA, 2779 nt
Organism: Williopsis jadinii
Lineage: Eukaryota; Fungi; Ascomycota; Saccharomycetes; Phaffomycetales; Wickerhamomycetaceae
Product: Zn(II)2Cys6 transcription factor
Exons: 2
Coding region: 11-2635 (874 amino acids)
Biological process (GO): regulation of transcription by RNA polymerase II; DNA-templated transcription
Cellular component (GO): nucleus
Molecular function (GO): zinc ion binding; DNA-binding transcription activator activity, RNA polymerase II-specific; RNA polymerase II cis-regulatory region sequence-specific DNA binding
Source: RefSeq, a predicted model, not a curated record
ACCAGCAACAAUGGAUCCACUGGAAAAGGAGCACGAUAGGAAGCGUGUGCGGAUACAGCGUAGCUGUUUUGUUUGUCGUCAGAAGAAAACAAAGUGCGACCAAGCUCGACCUAUUUGCAGCGCUUGUAAAAAGAGAAAGAACCCUAAUGCUUGUCAAUAUGGUAGCGCCAGCUGGGAUAUCCAGGUGAGCAAUGGGAUGCGUACAGGUCUUGGUGGAUUGCUCGAGGAGACCAAUGUGCCUUCAAAUGGAAGAAGCACAUCGAUAAACAAGUUCAAGCCCGAUAGGGUUUUCAUGGACACAACGCCUGCAAGUUAUGCCUCGUCGAGAUCGAAAUCCGACUAUGCCAAUGGGUUGAAACAGAUCAACAACCGUAUCCAGCUGCUGGAGUCGGCAUUGAGGUUGAAAUCUGACCGUGACUCGUUAAGUUCGUCGUCGGGAACUACUUUGGCAGAGACAUCACCAAAUGAACAGCGGAAUGGUAGCGCUGCCUUUGGGAUUAUGCCCGAGAGUGAGUACGAAAUAGUGGACUUCCAUAGGGAUUCCUUCCCAGCUCCAGGAAUGAGCUACAAGGGCUCGUUAACAUGGGUAUCUCUGUUAAGAAAGGACAAGUUCUUAAACUCAAUCACCUUGUCAAUAAGAAACAAAAAGACGAUUUUACAAGAGUGUCAACAUGACACCAAGGCGUGUGAGUUUAGUAAAGUGCUCUGUUCACAAGUUGAUGCCGGUUCGGAGAAAAUACCGUUGAGGAAUCCACAUGAUAUGCCCAUUGUGACGUUGGUUUCAAGCUACUUGAAGGAUCGAAGACUGGUUUGGUUGUUAGUUGAUAGAUUCUUUGAUUCUGAAUUAGCGUUGGUUUACCCUGUUUUACUAAGGGAAGUGUUUGAGGAGGAUGUGACAAAUUUGAUUGGCGGUCGAAACGACCCAACAGCAACGAUCAAUUUCACAAGACGACAACAGUGCUCCACAGCUGGAAUAGUCCUUCUUGUUAUGCGUUUCGCAUCUCUGUCAUUGUUCAACUUGGAUAAUCCAGUGUUUGGACCCGAAUCUCAAUGGACAGAUGAUCAAAAACAUAUGGUUACAAAUCCAAUAUCCAAAGAUGUGAAUACUGCAGUCGAAAAGUGUAUUGAAGAAACCGAGAAGCUGAAAGAGGUUACCCUUGAAGCGUUUCAGCUCACUUUACUCAAAAGAUGGUAUGAGCUGAUAUCACCAGAGGAGGCUGACUGUGUUACUGCGAUAACACCGGGGAAAUUGGGUCAACUGUUGCAUCAUGCUAUUCAGUGCUCAAUCAACAGAGAUCCCACAAAGACACCCUUUGCUACGAAUUCACCAAACAACUUUCUGCGUCGACUGUGGCUUAUGGUUAUGCAACUUGAUGUGUACCAACUCACAGUUGUUGGAGGACACCCGUUGAUCGACAAAAACAUGUAUGAUACAGACCUUCCACACUUGGAUGAAUCCUCAACACCUGAUGAGUUUUCACUUGACAAAUCGUUUUGUGAUUACAGCAAACUAUCCGAUUUGUUAUACUCCCUUCUUAACGAAGCCCUGAAUUUAAGAAAGCCCCUGAAACUCUUUGAAUUGAAAAGGGAGUUACGGCCGCUGGAGGAGUACAUAGUGGGAUUGCCAGAUGUCCACCAGAUAUUAGCAAGGCCCUGUGACACAGUGGCGCAAAGGGCUUUAAACUACAGAUCCAUGGUUCAGUAUAUGGAUUGCGUGUCCUUGUUAGGAAUACUGUACUAUCAUAUCUUUUUGCACUAUUGUUCAAGAAUGGAUGUGGAACAAUCGGCCCAUUAUUGCUGUGAAAUACUCAGGGUAGGCUCCCUGUUAUAUCCUAUUGUACUAUUUUUUGACAAGAAGAAUACAGAAUUUGAUCUUCAAAGACAUUUCGGUUGCCCUGCUGUGAUUAUACCAAGGUUUGAAAGUUGUCUCCAUAGGUUGGACCAACUGUUUUUUAGCAUCAUAGCAAGGGUUAAAGUGUUCAAGUUAUGCUGUACUCAGAUAGAAAGCCAGAAAAUACAAAUAAUGGACCAGAUAUUGGCAAUUGCUGAAGCAUCUACGAGACAUGUUCUUCACGUUUACAAGACGAUUUCAAGUACAUAUUACCAUGCUUGGGUCGUGAGUAAAGCACACUCAUUCAUCAUAUCAAGGCUGUUAAGGACACCCAGCGGUGCAAUAGCAAAUGCUUCGCCUCUUGAUCAACACCUUUUAGACUCGUUCAAGUCCAUUGGCGACGAUGAUGUGUUUUUCAGGUUCACCACGUCACACCUGGAGCGAAUUCGGCAGACAUUACAAGCCUUCCAGGAGAUUGACCUUAUAGGGUCCUUAUCGAACUCUCCACUUGAUGGUACCAUUGGGUUUGAAGACAAUGGUCGCUGGCUGAAACAGGUUAUGCAAGACAUUGCGAGUGACGGACGAAAUGACUAUGUUUUCGAGGAUGAUAGACGUUUCCCAGCACAAACAGCUCUGAACUCGGGGUAUGCUUCUUCUAUAUACGAAGGCAGUGACAUUACAAACGGAGCGUCAGUGGAUGCUGACGUUGAAGCAAGUGCCGUUUUGAACGAGUUCUUCUCUGGAUAUGACAUAGAAGAGUACCUUCUCAAACAGAGUGCAGCUGAAUACGGCAUACACUUUUGAAGUAAUAAUAUUCGACCUCCUUUGAUGUACUUGAUGACAUCAUAUUCUACAAUCUCCAUCUCUAGCUCUUGUUAUUGGUGUGUAUUUUGAUCUCUUGUAUAUAGCGUAUUUAAUUUACGAAGUUUUUGACAGUUACGAUGACAC